AGACAAACCCUCGCAGGACGCGUGUCGGUCAGCGUGGACCGACGCGGCCGGUGGGCUUCGAAACGCGAGCGGGAGACGUAUAUGAACCGGAGGAGGACGCCGACGAACACCCGUCUGUCUUCCUCCCUCCGAUCGCCCGUCGACGCCGUCUUCUUCUCUCUGGGUUUUGAUCGUUUCUGAAUCGUUUGGGGGAAGAGAGUCAUUUGUUAUUGGAUUCGCGGUGUUCUCUCGUGGAACUCAGUUCACCGCCAUGGUCGAUGCCAUGGGCACCGGCACGUUCCUCAUCGCUCACCACCUGCUCUACCAAAGGCCCCCUUCCGAAGAUGUGAGCUUUAAGCGGCGGCAGCUCGCCUCGUGCCGGCUGCCCGUCCCCAGCCGGCUCAUGGAUUCGACUGUCAAGUUGCUGGCUAAGGAAAAGAACCCUUCCUGGCAGAGGAUAUCCGGCGAUCUCGCUUACACAACCGAUUUCACCGGCCUGAGUCCUGGUAGGACGUGGCCUCCCGUGAACAAGGCCGACGACCCGAUGAUCCACAACCCGCUGCUCCGUCAAGAAAGGAUGGGCUGUGGUUGGCUCGCCGUGAUCUUCGAAUGGGAAGGGGUGAUCGUCGAAGACGACGACCCUGAGUUGGAGUACCGGGCCUGGGUGGCGUUGUCCCAAGAAGAAGGGAAGUCGCCGCCCCUGGCCUUCGUUCUGAGGAGAAUAGAAGGAAUGAAGAGCGAGCAAGCCAUCUCCGAGGUUCUUUGCUGGUCACGAAACCCUACGGAGAUCAGGAGAUUGGCCUCUCGGAAGGAGGACAUACGCCAAAGCUUUAAGAAUGGCGGUCUCUGUCAUCUCCGAUUCGGGUCGCGGGAGUUCAUGACUACCCUUGCGAACCACAAGAUUCCACUGGCUGUGGCGUCCACGCGACGGAGGAAGGCUCUUCAGGGCGAAAUCGAGGCUGUCGGUGCGCAGAGCUUCUUCGAGGUGGUCGUGGCAGCAGAGGAAGUGCACAGGGGGAAACCUGAUCCGGAGAUGUUCAUCCACGCCGCCCGGCUUCUGGGUUUUUUGCCGGAGCGGUGCAUCGUGUUUGGGAACUCGAUAUCAACGGUGGAGGCAGCGCGUGAAGCCGGUAUGAAGUGCGUCGCAGUCGCAAGUAAGCAGCCGGUGUACGAGCUCCGCGCAGCCGACCUUGUGGUGACGCGCCUUGAUGAGCUAUCGGUCGUCGACCUGAAGAAACUUGCAGACGUCGAGUCUCCCGAGUUGGAACCAGGAGAGGACCGGGGUGGAAGCCAAAGAUGAGGAGGGCCGACCCCAUCUUCGUCGUCGUUUUGGUGCGCACUGACGAUCUUCUAUACCUUCUGAUAGCACAGUAUGUUCAGUAAUGUUCAUUUCAAGGCCACAAUACUGUCGUUCGAUACACCUGAUCCUAUGCAUACGCUAUCGUUUCCAAAGACACCACGAGUAAUCCGUCUUCUGGUUGUCUUCCUGCUGGUUAAUGACGAGAUCUUAGAGAAGUAGUAUUCCCUGCAGCAAUGGCACAAUAACUCGCUUCUAUAUGUUGAAACGCAGCAGAGCCUCCAUUUCAGGCAGCAUCAUCAUCCUCCUCCUCCUCUCCCUGCUCCUGGAACCCGCUCGAGCAGCGGGCGCGACUCUGAAGGCUUGCCACGGCCAGCAGACAUACCUCACCCGCCUUCCGACUCCGGUCCUCUCUCUUCUGCCGUGCUCCGCCUCUUCCUCUAGCUGCCUCGUGAGCUCCUCGAUCCGCUCCCCAAGCCCAGCCGCCCUCUUGUCCGCCAGCCGCAAGGUUGCUUCUGCGGCAGCCUGAGCCGCCAUCGCGGUCUUCGCCAGCUUCUCCUUCAAGCUCAGCUUACCGUUUGCUGUAUCCAGCGCUGACUUCGUUCUCCUCAGCUCCUCUCUCAGCGAACCGACCUAGACACACGCUGUUCAAGGUAAAAGCUCAUCCACGAACAGUGCCGUCGAUCAACUCCGUCACCAGUUCACAAGACAGCAAAUAAGUAGAUGAGCGGGUGGAUCUUUACCUCCUUCUCACGCUCUACGAUUGCAGCUUUUCCAGCUUCUACCUCCAGUUCACAAGCUUCCCUCCAUCUUGCGGCCUCUUCUCCUGCUUCCUUUAUCUCGGUCGUCAGCUCUUCAACCUUCCAGGUAUCAUCAGAAAGGGAAAAUGUCAGGUGAGUUACAGCUUACGCUCGAUAUGUAAUAGAAGUGCAGCAUUACACUUUUAGCCAGCAAGAUUUGUCUCUCUUCCAGAUCUUUUAUGUACAGUUCACCCUCUAUGAUCUUCUCUUCUUGUUUAUCGACGAGAGACUGCAAAUCCUCACUCUCUGACCUGUGUUAAAACAACAAUCCAUAAAAUUGGGAGUUCUAUUCCUUCUGCA
This is a messenger RNA of Musa acuminata AAA Group (dessert banana), 2376 nucleotides long. Its product is annotated as 5-amino-6-(5-phospho-D-ribitylamino)uracil phosphatase, chloroplastic-like. The transcript is spliced from 2 exons. Lineage: Eukaryota; Viridiplantae; Streptophyta; Magnoliopsida; Zingiberales; Musaceae. Bases 251 to 1279 code for a protein of 342 amino acids. The record is from RefSeq and is a predicted model, not a curated record.